AUGGACAUUGAUUUGAUUAGGUCUGGAUGUCUUGCAGAUAAAGAAGUUGGUGGAAGAUCAGAAGUUGACGGGGAGUUGAUAAUUAGAAGGUUCUGCAAUCAGGGGAGGAGGAUGUCAUAUCAUCAUUGGCAAAUGCGCUCUGGGAUACUAUGUGGUCCUGGUCCUCCUGGAUGCAGACGGAGAAACUUCAUUCUGAGGUAUAUCUUAACCAAAUACUUGUCGGAUGCUGGAGUGCAGUGGGGAGCAGCACCUGCUGUUAAAGUUUUUGGUGGUUGUAAGCCUCAGUUGGAUAAGAUUCUUGGUAUUCUUGUUGAAGGCCACAUCGAUACUUGUCUUGGUAUUUUCCAUGAAUAUGAAACCAAAAACCUAAAGGCAUGGGACACAAAUGGCUUUGUCGGCUCAUGCUUGAGGUGGGUAGAUGCUUCACUUUCCUCACUUGAAUUUUCUUGGGAACAAAUAUUUUUGGGGAAACAGUUUUCUAGUCCUGGUUGUGCUGCUUCUGUCUGUAAAUCUCUGAAGUCUUUAAAAGGCGUUCAGUUGGAGAAAGCUACAGAAAGCAUGACAGAGUCUGUAGAGACUCCAUGUCGUCAGCGAUGUCCUACCCAUGGAAGUGACGACGUGUUUGCAAAUGUUCAUUUCACAAUAAUAAGUGAAACUCUCCCUUGCUUUCCUAAAAUGUUUUGA
Messenger RNA from Fraxinus pennsylvanica, 684 nucleotides. NCBI's taxonomy places the organism in Eukaryota, Viridiplantae, Streptophyta, Magnoliopsida, Lamiales, Oleaceae. The record is from the annotation of a GenBank genome assembly.